AUGCUCAUUUCACUUCUGGCGCUUCCGCUCGCGGCUGCGAGCACCCUUCCGACCUUCCAGCCCCGGGAUACCCCCUUCGCUGCACUGUUCAAGCGCGAUGGCCCCGUCCCCGAUCCCAACGCACCUGACUUUGCAAGUCACUACCCGCCCAACUGGAAGACGCCGAACGGGACAACCGUCCCCCAGGCGUGGAAGGACAAGCUCAACUCGAUCCAGCUCCCCGCAAACAACCCUGUCGCGACCAAGUCUCAGUCGAACGGCGGGUCAGGAUACGACGGCAUCGACAAGGGCGGUAACAAUCCCGACAUCUGCUCGUUCACAUGGGGCUGCAUCGCCAAGUCCGACUUCUUCGAGGCGCCCAACGGCACCUGGCUCCUCAACUUCGACGACGGGCCCACGCAGGACUCGCCGCGCCUCUACGAUUUCCUCCGGAGCAACCAGAUCGAGAAGAACGCCACGCACUUCAUGAUCGGGUCCAACAUCCAGAGCUGGCCAAAGACAAUGCAGGAGGCGUUCAACCAGGGUGGCCACAUUGCCGUGCACACCUGGGCACACCCCAUGAUGACUACGCUGUCGAACGAGGAGGUCCUCGGUGAGCUCGGAUGGACCAUGCAGAUCAUCUCGGACCUGACGGGCGGGCGCCUACCCGCCUUCUGGCGCCCGCCCUACGGCGACGUCGACAACCGCGUCCGCGCCAUUGCCAAGCAGGUGUUCGGGAUGGAGACGGUCGUGUGGAACAAGGACACGAAUGACUGGAAGAUCGGAACCGCGAACACGACCGUCGACUCUGUCGACGAGGUCAUGCGCGGCUUCAUCACCGGCCCCAAGAGCCCCGGCAUCGUGCCGCUCGAGCACGAGCUCAACAACAACACCGUCCAGGUCUUCCUCAACUCGUACCCCCUCAUGAAGGAGAACGGGUGGACCGUCCUCACCGCCCCCGACGCUUACGGGCUCCAGUGGUACCAGAAUGCCAAUGGCAACCAGGGUCCCGUCCUCUCCGCCAUGAACGUCGGCCAGGUCCAGACAGCGCUCGUCGCCAGCGCCUCGUCGGCCAACCCGACCUCGGCCGUGCCCUCCACUGGUAGCGCGUCCGUCGCCGCCAAUGCGACCGGCUCUGCCGCCGCCCAGUCGGCCAAGACGUCGCCAAGCACUCAGCAGGGCAACAAGAACAGCUCCGGAGCGCGUCUCGGCGUCUCCGCGGCCAUCUUCCUCCCCGCCCUCGCUCUCCUCCUCUAG
Messenger RNA from Cutaneotrichosporon oleaginosum, 1236 nucleotides. RefSeq lists its product as uncharacterized. Gene Ontology annotation, cellular component: membrane. Gene Ontology annotation, biological process: carbohydrate metabolic process. The record is from RefSeq and is a predicted model, not a curated record. Gene Ontology annotation, molecular function: chitin deacetylase activity. Lineage: Eukaryota; Fungi; Basidiomycota; Tremellomycetes; Trichosporonales; Trichosporonaceae.